UUUUGUGUCGUUUGGUCAACUCGUAUAUUUCCGACAGUAGUCGAGGGCAAGUAAAGUGUCGCUGCACUUCCUAUGGCCAUAUUUGGGUGAGCAUUGGUGGAGCGUGAGCGCAGGAAGCAUUUCGAAGGACUGAAAUAAGCGUGUCUCUCGUCUAUCGUAAGAAAAAUAUCCCAACGUUUUUUCACCGAAGUUGACUGCGCCUCGUUCACAGAAGAAAACAACGUCCUUUCUCCUGCUGCAGUGCUCAGAGCUUUGAUUCACACGAACUCUGACACGCAGACGCAAAAACAUUUCACACUGGAAAAACUGUCUGGAGACACAGUGAAAGAUCAUGACGACACUGCUGGACCUGAAGAGUACUAUGCUGAGGCAGGUGCAGAGGAGCCAGUCGCUGAGGAGCCGAAGGGAACCGCCACCCACCGCCAGCAGCCCCCUCACACACUGCCCUGAGCCCUUACCUCGCAGGAUUUCCGAGGAGAGCUUGGAGUUCUUUGAGCGUGUGAAUGCCAUCCUUCAGAAGCAGGAGAACAUGCUGCGGGCUGCCCAGGCUGAGUGCCAAAGAGGGGCCUGCACAGUGCCGCCACCCCAAGAGCAUGUGGACCAGGCCUUUAUCCCUGACAGAAGCAGAAGGACAGAGCUGGACCUACUUUAUGAGGAAGCUGUGUACACGGUGGUCAACCGGGUGGGAGUACCUUCAUCCGAACAUGUGACAAGUGAGGAAGAGCUGUUUGCUUACCUGCUAAAGGCAUUUGAUAUGAGCGAAGAGGAGCAUGAAAUCAUUCUCCAAAAAGUUCAAGAAUCCAAGCGGGCCAGUUUUUCCUUGAGAGUUUCUGUCAUGAAAGCAAAGAAUCUUAUGGCCAAGGAUGCAAAUGGGUACAGUGACCCCUACUGCAUGCUGGGAAUCCUGCUGGGCCAAAGCCCACGGGAGAUGGAGGAGAAGAAGGAGAGGAAGUUCAGCUUCAGGAAGAGAAAGGAGAAGCUGGAGAAACGCUCCAGCACCAAGGAGGUGUUACCUGCCGUGUGUAUCCAGGUGACUGAGGUCAAACCAGAGACUCUCAACCCAGUGUGGGACGAACACUUUGUUUUUGACAUAGAUGAUGUCCACAAUGACCUCUUACAUCUUGAUAUAUGGGAUCAUGACGAUGACGUGUCUGUUGCCGAGGCCUGCAAAAAGCUCAAUGAAGUCAGUGGACUUCGAGGAAUGGGCAGGUAUUUUAAGCAAAUAGCAAAGUCAGUACGUUCCAAUGGAUCUGCAUCAUCAGGCUCAGAGGAGAACGCUGAUGACUUCCUCGGAUGCAUCAACAUCCCCUUGAAUGAAAUCCCAAUUGUCGGCUAUGACACCUGGUUUAAACUGGAGCCUCGAUCGAGUACGUCCAAAGUUCAGGGGGAAUGUCACCUGAUACUGAAGCUCUUCACCAGCCAGAGAGACACAGCUUUGUCUAAGAAAGAUUCAAAUGUCUCCAUUCACAAGAAACUGCUGAGUCAGAUUGUGGAGUAUGAGCACGCUCAUGUUAAAAGAGAGCCAUACAACUGGAAUGGGCAAGUUUGUCCUCCAGCAUGGACUGUAUUGACUCACCAUGCUGUGCAAACUGAUCUCUCACCUCUCCAACAGGCCAUUAUCCGCUGGCAGUGCUACAGCAGCCACCAUCGGACCCAGAGGGUGUGCUACUCCCUGCUGCUGCGCCUCUUGAGGACCAUCGAUGCAGAGUGGGACCCCGUCGCUGUGAGGGGAGACCUGGAGAGGCAGCUUUCAGACAGCUUCAGGCUGUACACAGAGCACUGCCUGUGCCUGAUGAAGAACAUGCGUCAGGUUUUCCCCUGCACCAGUGUUGCUGCCAUUACACGCUACGAGCUCAUGCUAAGGGGGAUUGGCUACAUGCAGAACAUGCGAGCGUUUAAGUCUGUUUGUCCUCUUCGAAAUGAACUGCAUUUGGACAUCACUACUGCUGCCAAGAAAGGGACUGUGGAGUGGUACGAGAGCCUAAUUGCAAGAUAUAAACCAGGGGAGGGGACUCUGGAGGAGCAGCUGAAGAAGCUGGUGCAGGUGGUUGAUGCCACGUGUGCAGACGUACAGAGAGCCCAGAACAUCUACAACAAACUCUUCUACAGUGCAGUGAAAGUAGAUUUCUUCAGCAUAUCGUACAGGCAGUUGGAGAAACAGGUAGCCGAUGACGUAAACGUCGCAAUGGAGCGGGUUUGUGGGACUCUGGAGCAGGAGAGCUCCAGACUGACUCAGACAAUGGGAGAAACCAUCUUUGAGCUCUACAUGUCCUUGAAAAUCCUCAAAGGCUUUCGGGAGUUUCUUCCUCUCAAGGAUGCUAAAAUGUUGGCCCUGACAAGCUUUCAUAACUGGUUCAAGUCCUCGAUUCAUAAGUGGCUGCAGAUUGUUCAUGACAGAUCCUGUGACAGAAUUCGUAAAGCAGUGGAAACAGACAAUCUCGAGCCUGUGCAGCAGGCUAAGCACAGCUCCUCCGCAGUGGAGGUGACAACAUGCUUCAGCCAGGUACGCGAGAUCUGGCUCCAGCUGGCCUGGCCAGACUCUGCGGGGGCCUUCAUCUUUGUCACUCGUUUGACAGACAAUUUCUGCAGCGAGGCUGUGUGCUACUCUGAGAUGAUAACACGCAAGAUUGAGAGGAGCCAGGUGGGCCGAGACCAAAAAAGCUUCACUGUGCAGCUCUGCAUCGCGCUGAACAACACAGAGCUUGUGCGUGUUUUCCUGGGUCACCUGCCCCGUGACCUGGACUGGCAAGGUGUGGAGCGAGCCAUGGAGGAGUCCUGUGGGGUGGAGGGCAAGGAGCAGGUUUACAAGGCUCUCAAUGGGCAGCUGUUCAACAUGGACCUGGACCUGCAGAGAGAAGUCAAACGUCUCAUCACACUGCUCACCGACAAGAUGCUGCCUGAGCUGCGGAGGUACAUCCAGCACAUCAGCCUGUCCCCAGACUCCAUUAACAAUGAUGAAGCUGUGUCGCCUCUUAUGAAAUACUUACAAGACACUAUGGUCAUCCUCACUGAAAACCUUGUGAAGGAGAAUCUGACUAGAGUUCUCCAAAGCAUGUGGGAGCUGCUCCUGCGGAUGAUCCUAGAUGCUGUUGCAGAAAACAGGGGGGUUCAGGUGGAGUUCUACAACCGCUUCCAGUACACAGUGGAGACUUUGCUGCAGUUUGUGCAUGUCAAGGGAGAGGGUCUUUCCUUGGAAGACAUGAAGAGUGGAGACUACAAGGUUCUGGAUGAAGAGCUUAGGCUGAAUAAAUGUUCCUCCUUUGAGUUGAUUGAACAGUACUAUCUGGAGAAGAUUUCCCAACAGAAAACACUCAAACAUACCUGUUAUGGUCGGAUCAGCGUGAAGUGCUACUAUGAUGCUCCGGAGCAAAGACUAACAGUGGAGAUUCUGCAUGCUGCAGAUAUCCUUGCACUGGAUGCUAAUGGGUUGAGUGACCCGUUUGUCAUAGUGGAGCUCUGUCCUCACCACCUGUUCCCUAUGGCCAAGAGUCAACGCACGCAAGUAAAACUUAAGACCCUGCACCCAGUAUUCGACGAACUCUUUUACUUCCACGUCAGUCCGGAACAGUACAGACACAGGUUUGCCUGUUUGACAUUCACUGUGAUGGAUUACGACUGGCUUUCCACCAAUGACUUUGCCGGUGAAGCCGUGGCUCCUCUUAGCGACUUCUGCUGGCCAGGGAGACCGAACGCCUCAGCCGCCGGAAAGAGCGUCCAGCCUUUCAUCCUCCACCUGUCUCGCAGUAAACCCAGCGAAAAGCCAAUCAUGAGGAUGCUGGACGCUCGCAUCGGUGACAGGGAGGCUCAGGAGUUUGUCCGCAGGCUGAAAGAGAUUGAGAAAUCGAUGGAGGAGGAGUAAAAGCUGCCAGCGCUGCCUGUGUUCGUGUUUUCUGACCACGUCUUGCGACGUAUGUGCUUUUGUACUGGUAUCAUGUUUACAAUAUUUGAAUUUUUUCCAAUGUUAUUGUUUGUUCAGUAAUUAUACCAAAAUGAGAAGAGAAAAAAAGAAAACAGUAUAGCGUAUCGCUGUUUUCUAUCUGGGAAAUUAACAUCCUGUCACUGUGCAACCUUAUGCUGUCUCAGUUAAACUAUAUUUUAGAAUUUAAUGGAUAGUUGAUCCUAAAUGUUACUAGUCUAUAUUUUUUGUAAUGAGGUAAUUGUUAUAUUUGUUGUAUGAUCUUUGAUAUGAUAUAUUUAACAUUUUAGAACUAUUUUGUGGAAGUAGCUUAUGUAUCCAAAAGUAUUCAGUCAAAGUCUAAAUCUAUACCUCAGAUAUGCUCAUUUAGUUGCAGGGGAGUGUAAUAGGCAUAGAGACUUUUCAUUCUCCGUGGACAUUGUGGAGCUACAUUGCAUGAAAGCCUAUUUAAGAUGUGUAAGCUUGAACCCACAUUGCAUUUCCUGAUCAUACAGUGGCUUAUGAACAAACAACUAUGUGUAAAAAUACCUGUCACAAAGGAAAUCAUGAAGGCACACACAGCUAUGGGGGAUUACACUUUCUGAGACUUAAUGUUUUAAGGCCAGUCAGACAGCUCAGCAGCAGGGAGGCCUAAUACUCCCCUGGGGCACACACCACAGCUCUGCUUCAUUCGAUUUUUCAGAUUGCUCUUCACAAAGCUCAUGAUGGGUCAUUGAAAAGGCCCAAAACCUUGUGGAGGGAGGACCAAUUAUUUUAACUCAGUUGCUUCUUGCUGUCUGAAAUCAGUGAGCCAACAUCUGUUCAGAAAUGUAUGUGACAGUUCUGUUUUGGCAGCAGUGCGCUAAUAAGCAAAUCAGCACAUUGACAGAUACAAAUCCAUUCACAUAUAGACAAUUAUUCAAUGCAAAUAUUCAAAAAUGUUAGAUUUUUCCACCCUGAGUGGUAAAUUCAAUUUCAAUUCAAUUUUAUUUAUAUAGCGCUAAAUCACAACAACAGUUAUCUCAUUGCGCCUUCCAUAAAGAGCAGGUCUAGACCGUACUCUGAUGUUAUUUACAAAAACCCAACAGUAAAGAAAAGUGAAAUGCCAAUAGCUACCCAACAAGCUAGAAGUGACUGCGUCCAGUCAAGAAAUAGACCUGCACAUAACCCCCAUAAAACCACAAUGUGUUGUUUUUACACUUCAGUUUUUUGUAUGACUCAAACUCUCAGUUCAGUUCAGUCACUUUAUUAUCCCAGAUGGGAAACUCUCGGCAAGAAAAUGAAUAAGUGUAUUUCCCAAAAUGUUGCCAACCAGCAUUAGUCAUUACCAGCAAGGUUAUUUUGCUUUUUAAUGUUAUAUUUAUUUAAGAUACUAUUUAAAUUUUAGUUGCUUAAUUGUUUAAAAACAGUUUUUUGUCAACUUUAACUAUUGUACAAACAAGAACACACUCCAACUAAACAAGUAAUUAAUUAAUAAUAAUUCAUCACUUUUGCACCUUGCUUCUCCUCCACGGAGAGCAGAAGCUAUAUUCAGAACCAUUCAUACGUUCAUGGUUAUGGGGAUACACCCUGUUCCUGAUAAUUGAAAGGGAGAAAAUACUUCCUGGCAUCCCCAAAGAUUACACACUGUGUUCCACAGUGUGGCCAGAUGGUAGCUAAUUGCAGCUAAUGAGUUCAUGUAGCGUUCAGAAAGUUCUGGAAACAGCCAAUAAACGUGGCAAACUUAUUUUUUUAUCCCAACUUUAAAUCAAUGCUGGCUCAUUACAGGCCUUAAAUUUGAGUUUCAGUCUCUGUGUGGGACUUAAUCUCUUGAGGUGAAGAGAAAGGAAAAGCAUAAUGAACCAUUGAAGUGGCAUAAUUAUACUUAAGGGGUAAGGCAAGACCUCGCUUCCUGUACUGUGCUUGUCAUUGACCUGCGAGGUACAAUUCAACACUAUGCUCUCACUAGUCCUCCAAAGCUGUGUCUCGUCUGUGACUGAAGGGUAAGGAUUAAUAUUUUUGCACAAAAGUAAUAAUAAUAAUUUUCUACCGUAGCAAGUCUAAAGGCCAAGUUUCCUUUAGAGGCUUUUAAUUAAUGCACAAUUUGGUUUACAUCUAAAAUAGUUAACUAUGUUUAAAAAAGUAAAAACAAUUUUACUUCAUACAAAGUCCUGGACCAACAAGCUUAAUUUCAGUCAGAUGUGUUAAUCUUCUAGUGAGCGUGCGCUCAGCUCUCACUAAUGAGGUUAAUAUCAAUCACCUGUGGCGUUGUGCUGUAGCUGCUCAUGAGAGCUGCGACUGGUUCCAAAAGCCCCAUAAUAAAGUGGAACCAAAAAAACAAAAAAACAGACAAAACAAUAGCAGCAUGAAAAAUACUUAAUUUUCCACAUCUCUACAGACUGAAAAUGUAUUGGUACUUCCAAACUAGAGGUUUAAUUUAAGCCUCUUUAGUUGUGGUGAAACUUUAAUCUUCCUUUCAGGAAAUCCUUCCAGUACAAAACGGGGACUAUUUUCAAUUAAUCUGUAGUAUAUUUAAGCUUAAUUCCUGGUCUGGAAACUGGCCCCUUACUGUCACAAAUGUAGCUUAAGGUUUACAACCAGUAAAAUACAAGAAAGUUCUAUGCAUCUGGAAAAAGGCCGAAGAGGAACACUGCUCUAACCUACUUAAAACCACCCAACAAUAAGAAAAAACGGGUAUCAUGAUGUUGUUACUGUUGGCACGUUAAAAAGGAUUUUAGUAAUAUACACAAAUCCGGCCUUUAAGAGUUGUUAAUGAAUGUUGCCAGUUUAAAUGUGGCACUUUUAUUGUACCAUAAUGACAAAACAACAGAGAAAUAGCAACAGAUGUGUAGUGAAGAAACACUGGAAAUACACUGUAGCAAGUAGUGAGAGUUUAGCACCUGAGAUUUCACACCGGCAGCGUUUUGUCAGUGAUGUAACUUAACAGUAGCUGCUUGUGUAGUGCUUUGUCGUUACUCUGUGAAGUUGUGAGGAUGAAGCACGCAAAAAAACAUAUCUAUGCCUAAAGAGUGUGCUGCAUUGCAUGGACUGUUCAGUUGAUCAAGAAGCUUGCCUUACUUAACAGGAGCGAGGAAUCCUUUCAGUCCAUCUGAACAGCACUUGCCUUUACGUUUUGUUUUCAAUAUAUUGCAGGCAGAAUGUGUCUUAACAAUUGUUACUGAACUCUUUGUGUUAGUAUAUUAGUAUCCGCUGCCAUAUUUGUUGUUAACAAUGCUGUCCUAAACAAGCAUAUAAGUUUGUCAGUAUAUUUGAAUAGUUAAUGGUUUUAUUGAGUGGCAGUGAUAUUUUCUCUAAAUUAUUUUAAAACCAGAUAUUCUGGCCAAAUGUUUACACAAAUAAAUUCAAACUCACUCUGAAUCUAAAUCAUUAUAUGAUAAAAAUGUAGCUAAUAUUGUAUACCAAAAUUUAUACGUACAAGAAAACUUUCAGAGGUUAAUUACAAAUUUCUAACAGGGAUAGUUUGGAAAAUCUUUUUCCAGAUUCUUUGUUAGGAAAACACAGGGUCUGUUCCUAUUAAAUAUACAUGUCUAUGUUCAGUCACAGUGUUGUAGAUGUCCGUAAGUUGCCCUUAAACAGGCAAUCUGCUCAGUAUUACUUGAGUAAAGUGAUAUUCAAAAAUUAAAAGAAAGUUUUCUAGUCUUUAAAUGUUCAGUGAAGUCAGUUGUAUUAUCAUAUUCAUUUCCUAUUAAGUGGGUUUCUUAAAAGACUAGUUGUGCUAGCCAUAAUUUAAAAAAGGCAAAGGAUAUCAGACUGUGAAUUAACAGAAUAUCAUCACAAUGUAAUGCCAUGACCGUCAGCACUGACAUGGACAUAUUUUAUUUAAGGAAAUAAUAUAAUAUCAAUUUAUUGAAUUGAGUAUUUGGUUUUGUCGUCUGCUGUCCAAAUUUAAAGGCAACAGCUGUUGAAACGUAUCUUGAAGAAGACACCUUCAAUUUAUUAUCGUAAAAGUGAAUUAUUUGUCCUGGAAUUGUAAAUGCCUGUGUUGCUGUUUACUGGAUUAUACCUUUGGGAGAUGUCUAUCACCUUAAAUAAAAAUUGUAUUUAAAUUUGAA
Molecule: messenger RNA, 7947 nt
Organism: Etheostoma spectabile (orangethroat darter)
Lineage: Eukaryota; Metazoa; Chordata; Actinopteri; Perciformes; Percidae
Gene: baiap3
Product: BAI1 associated protein 3
Exons: 34
Coding region: 332-3859 (1175 amino acids)
Biological process (GO): positive regulation of neurotransmitter secretion; regulation of dense core granule exocytosis
Cellular component (GO): secretory vesicle; late endosome membrane; recycling endosome membrane
Molecular function (GO): SNARE binding
Source: RefSeq, a predicted model, not a curated record